UCCCUCUAGGACCCGAAGAUAUCCUAUCUGACCCCCUCCUUUGUGUGCUUAGGGCCUGGUGACCUUCCCCGAUGUGGCCAUGAGCUUCUCCCCAGAGGAGUGGGCAUGCCUGGAUGUCUCUCAGAAGAAGCUCUACAGAGAUGUGAUGCUGGAGACCUACAAGCACCUGCAGGCAGUAGGGUAUUUUGGGAUAAAGCCUGCGUUAAUCUCCUGGCUAGAAGGAGGAGCCCUGGGGAGGCUGCCAAGAAGCUUGUUUGCAGCAGAACUCAAGCCAGAAAUCCAUCCUUGUCCCUUCUGCUCUCUUGCCUUCUCCAAUCAGAACUUCCUAAGUCAUCACAUGAAACGAAGUCAUCCCUCUUGGAUCCUCUUGGGAACAUCUACAAGAAAGCAUCCUCCAUCAGAGAAUUCCUGUCCACGUGAUCAGAACCAAUGUUCUGAUCCAUAUAAUGACAAACCCAAGAAUGGCAUACUUGAAAGUCAAAAGCACAAAGAA
Messenger RNA from Suncus etruscus (white-toothed pygmy shrew), 493 nucleotides. RefSeq names its product zinc finger protein 875-like. Lineage: Eukaryota; Metazoa; Chordata; Mammalia; Eulipotyphla; Soricidae. Gene Ontology annotation, biological process: regulation of DNA-templated transcription. The record is from RefSeq and is a predicted model, not a curated record. Gene Ontology annotation, molecular function: zinc ion binding. The annotation marks the transcript as partial. The transcript is spliced from 3 exons.